Carassius carassius (crucian carp) is the source of this 3536-nucleotide messenger RNA. RefSeq names its product cell division cycle 14Ab (gene cdc14ab). The record is from RefSeq and is a predicted model, not a curated record. Gene Ontology annotation, molecular function: protein tyrosine/serine/threonine phosphatase activity; protein serine/threonine phosphatase activity. The coding region runs from base 476 to 2287 and encodes 603 amino acids. Gene Ontology annotation, biological process: regulation of exit from mitosis; cilium assembly; protein dephosphorylation. Gene Ontology annotation, cellular component: centrosome; nucleolus; mitotic spindle. NCBI's taxonomy places the organism in Eukaryota, Metazoa, Chordata, Actinopteri, Cypriniformes, Cyprinidae. The transcript has 15 exons.
GACGUCCCUUUAAGAUCUUUAUUGACUGUCCGCGAACAUGGCAAGGGAAAGAUUUCCACCUAAUGACCAGGGCAGGAUUGCCAUACAAAUGAUAGCGACUCGUAUCUGCCCCGUUUAAAGCGAAAACGGAUAUAUAUAAUACGACGAAUGGCGUUUUGACGGCGCGCGCGAGAGAAAAACUGCCGAUCAUUCAAGCACUUUAACGCGGGACGCGCGAGUCAGGAUGCCGAAGUGACGCAGCUGGAGUUGUUUUAACAGAUUGAGAAGUUGCAGCUCAUUUCCUUCACCUUUUGCCCGUGGAAGAAUACCACAAGAUACGAGUGCCUUGUUUACACGUGUAAUUGGGCUUUUCUGUUCUUGAGCUACCCGGAAUAUUUGCGACAUCAGUUAAGAGAGAAGUUGCAUCCGUGAGAGGAAACGGAUUUGAAAGCAGCAGUGACGUUAAGGUUCUUUUCGAAAUAGCUGCGCUCCGUCGAUGACUCUCGACACCUCGAAACAUUCCGCGAUACUCACAACUUUAUUUAAAAUGGCUGAUGAUAAUGAUUUAAUAGGUGCUUCGGAGUUUGUUAAAGAUCGACUCUAUUUUGCAACCUUGCGAAGCAAACCAAAAAGCACUGCAAACACUCAUUACUUCAGCACGGAUGAGGAGUUUGUUUAUGAAAACUUUUAUGCUGAUUUUGGCCCCCUCAACCUCGCUAUGCUGUACAGAUACUGCUGUAAACUCAACAAAAAGCUCAAGUCGUUUACACUGACCAGGAAGAGGAUUGUGCACUACACCAGCUUUGACCAGUGCAAAAGGGCUAACGCUGCUGUGCUCAUCGGUGCUUAUGCUGUGAUUUACCUGAAGAAAACACCAGAGGAAGCCUAUAGAGCUCUUAUCUCUGGCUCCAAUGCCUCAUAUCUUCCCUUCAGGGAUGCUUCAUUUGGGAAUUGCACAUACAACCUGACAGUUCUUAACUGCUUGCAAGGUGUUAGAAAGGCCCUUCAGCACGGAUUCUUGAACUUUGAGACGUUCAAUGUAAACGAGUAUGAACAUUACGAGCGGGUUGAGAACGGAGAUCUGAACUGGAUCAUCCCAGGCAAACUUCUCGCUUUCAGUGGGCCGCAUCCGAAAAGUAAAAUUGAGGACGGUUACCCUCUACAUGCCCCCGAGGCUUAUUUCCCAUAUUUCCGGAAGCACAAUGUCACUACCAUAGUACGGCUCAACAAGAAGAUCUACGAAGCCAAGCGCUUCACAGACGCCGGCUUCGACCAUUACGACCUGUUCUUCGUGGACGGCAGCACGCCCAGUGACGUCAUCGCCAACCGCUUCCUGCACAUCUGCGAGAGCACGGAUGGAGCGGUGGCCGUACACUGCAAGGCGGGUUUGGGCCGGACAGGGACUUUGAUUGGCUGCUACCUGAUGAAGCACUACCGCUUCACGGCUGCUGAUGCUAUCGCUUGGAUCCGCAUCUGCAGACCCGGCUCUGUUAUUGGACCCCAGCAGCAUUACCUAGAAGAGAAGCAGGCGAGUCUCUGGGCGCAUGGAGAUAUUCUCCGCUCCAAGCAGCAGCAGUAUGAGGACAGAUCCGUGCCUCACCUCAUCUCUAGUAUGGACAACCUCUCCAUCAACACCUCCAUCUUUAAAUCACACAGCUUGGACCGUAUGGAGGAGAACGAUUAUGUGGAGAACGAUCUCGGUAUGACGCAAGGGGACAAAUUGCGUGCCUUAAAGGGUCGACGGCAACCGAGGUCUGUGACCACUGGAGCCAUAAGCAGAGUGAAACCAGAAGCCACUGGCCAGGGCUCCAUCUCCCCCCUCAAAUCCUCUAAAGUCCCACCAUCCUCCUCCAUCUCUGCCUCUGCCAAACGAAUUGGCCGCUCUUCAUCGUCUUCAACAAACCUCAAGAGCACUAGGUUAGCCAGCUCUUUGGGUAACCUGUAUGAACCAAAUGGUAAAGCCAACAGCUCUGGGAAACCGCCUUCCCCUUCUUCAUUCACUUCCCACCCCGUCAGCAUGGGUUACAGCAGCCCGAUCACCACCCACAGUUACCACUAUGAGGUCAACAACAAUCAGUACAACAGCACCAGCACGCCGAACAGCAAUGGGGUAAGCCCAAGCAGCGGGGUAAAAACCCUGACCUACAACCUCAACAACACCAGCCCAAGUGGACCUUCCACCAAUGGAAGGCUAGGGGCCAGUGAACAGGGGCACCACAGAAGCCCCCCGACGGGGCUGAGCGGGCUCUCGGCACGAUACUUCAGCCGGUCCAUUCCUUCCCUUCAGUCUGAGUAUGUUCAGUACUAAAGCUGCCACCUUCUGCUAACCCCCGUCCAGUGCUGCUGGCCUGGUCCUGACCCGUGACACCUUCACUGUGACCACUGAUUUGCUGACUUGUAAAAGGGGAACGAAGCCAAAAGGAAAUGUUUUGAGACGUUCUGAACUGUCAGCCUCAUGGUCUGAUACCUCCUGCUAUGACAGGGCUGAUCUGGAAUCUGCCGCAUGCUGUUAAAACUACACAAACUUGGCUUGGUCGUCCUUUCAAAACUUCUUUUCUUUUCUUUUUUUAAGAGAUACUCUCCAUAGUUAAAUAUUUUAGAUAAUGAAUUUUUUGUACUAUUUUUGUCCUAUUUUAUCUACAGUUCUUAUACUCGACGACAAGGUUUGUUAAUAUUUGUGCAUCUUUGGAUUAGGACAUUUGUUCCGAUGUAAAUAUCUGACGUUUUUGUCUCCUGAGUGUACUGACUAAGUAACAUAUCAAGUACGAGGGCUAUAUUUGAAAGGUGCAAAAUGGUUCGACAGCUACAUAUCAUCUUAAAAGGGAUUUUUUUUGCCCACGAAAGCCAUAAAGAGUAUAUCUUUUCUUCAUUUGGGGAUCUAAGGGGGGUUUGUCUCCAUGCAACGGAGGACGACUAAUGAGACCACAAACAAUUUGUAAGCAAGCUUAUUUUUCUCUGGAAAAUUAAGGGCUUUGUUUGUUCAGUAUGAACAGUUGUAACAGGAUGGACUUUUUUCCCACCGUUGUGAUAUAAUGUGCGUUAUUAUUAAACUAAUACAGAUCUAAGGUUGUACGUGUUUCAAGAGCAUCAAGGGCUGUUGAAAACACAACCAUCAACACUUCACUUUUAAGGAGUGUCCAUUUCACCAGCGCAUCUGAAAUAUAACAACUCAGAAUGUACGAGUGAGUUACAAGCGUUUGGCUAUUGGUUUUAACAUGCAUGGUUUUUGCAUAAAACAGCUCAAACUGCUUAAAAUAUACAUUAACGAUAACGAAUAUAAAUGUAAUUAAUUGCAAACUUUAGUAAAAUAGAUGAGCUUAAGUGUAGAAGGUGAUAUGCAUAACAAAACCUUUUAUGUUAGUGCACAUAAUGAAUGUACAAACUAAUCUGAAUGCGUUUUUCCAGCGCUUGUGUCUCAAUUUCAAUUAUUUUAGGAUGUUUACAAUCAAGUGCAAAUUAUUUAUCGUAUAGAGUUCUUAUAGGUGACCAGCAGGGUUUAAACUAAAACCUUCAGAUUUACUUCAUGCUAAAAUUACAAUAUAUUCAGCCUCAAGUCA